This is a messenger RNA of Arvicanthis niloticus (Nile rat), 651 nucleotides long. It is a transcript of the gene Emp3, whose product is annotated as epithelial membrane protein 3 (MAM blood group). Gene Ontology annotation, cellular component: plasma membrane. Lineage: Eukaryota; Metazoa; Chordata; Mammalia; Rodentia; Muridae. The record is from RefSeq and is a predicted model, not a curated record.
GGGAGGCGGGGGCCUCAGAGUGGAAGGAGGGAGCAGAAGGGCGGGGCAAGAGGCCCAACGGAGAACAGACUCCAACUCUGACUUCUUCGACUCUCGGAUUGAGCCACACAUCUGGCAGCCAUGUCACUCCUCCUGUUGGUGGUCUCUGCCCUCCACAUCCUCAUUCUUGUCUUGCUUUUCGUGGCCACUUUGGACAAGUCCUGGUGGACUCUCCCAGAGAAGGAGUCUCUGAACCUGUGGUAUGAUUGCACGUGGAACACCACCAGUCAAUCAUGGGCUUGCAGUAAUGUCAGUGAGAACGGCUGGCUGAAGGCAGUGCAGGCGCUCAUGGUGCUGUCGCUCAUCCUCUGCUGCCUGUCGUUCAUCCUCUUCAUGUUCCAACUCUACACCAUGCGGAGAGGAGGGCUCUUCUAUGCCACCGGCCUCUGCCAGCUUUGCACCAGUGCAGCUGUGUUCUCCGGCGCACUGAUCUAUGCCAUCCACGCUGAGGAGAUCCUGGCGAAGCACCCGCGUGGGGGCAGCUUUGGUUAUUGCUUUGCCCUGGCCUGGGUGGCUUUUCCACUCGCUCUGGUCAGCGGCAUUGUCUACAUCCACCUACGGAAACGUGAAUGAGCACUGUGUCCCCUAGAAAAUAAAUCCAUUUAGCCACAA